AUGGAGUACGUUAGCAAUUCUUCUCACUGGACUCCAACCAUCGCCGCGAUUGGAAAUCCUAGCGACGGUUACUCCGUUAACGACUACAUGUAUAAUAGCAACGACACGUUCUCCCCGCCAGGACCGCCGCCGAUUGAAGUAUGGCUACCCUCCGUCCUAGUGUACGCGAUCACUUUCGUGGUUGGUCUAAUCGGUAACGUAUUAGUGAUAUUUUCAAUACAGAAAUGCAGAAGUCUCCAGAACGUGACCAACACCUUUCUGGCAAGUUUGGCCACAGCAGACCUGAUAAUAGUCGUGAUCGUCAUACCAUUCCAAACACCAACCUAUUUCCUCUGGAAAUGGGAACUGGGAGAAACUGUCUGCAAAUUACUGCCAUACCUUACGUUGCUUUCCAGCGCCUCCUCGGUUUUUAUGCUCACUACUCUGAGUAUUGAAAGGUAUUUUGUCAUCGUCCACCCUUUGCUUGCCAAGUCUAUGAUUACUCCAGGUAGAGCUCGCAAGAUAAUAUUAACCGUAUGGAUCUUUGCACUUGUCUAUAGUUUCCCGCCGCUUUAUUAUAAGAGACUUAUAACGCACGAUUUUCCUAAUUACACAAAAUACUACACCUGCAAUACCUAUUGGCCAAACGGCGAUCUCGGAAAGGCGUUCUCGGUCUACCUACUCCUCGGGAUCUACCUCAUUCCCUUGUUUAUAAUGAUAUUCUGUUAUUCUCGGAUUAUCUACGAGUUGUGGAUCAGCGCCAAGCGAUGUCACCAGAUGCAACAGAGGCCGACAGGUGCGAGGCGUGUUUAUCGAGCAAGUCCUGCCUUGAGCGAGCGUGGGAACGAAAAAAUCUACACUGAGAGCGGCAUUACCAUUAGCCGUUCUAGCGAGGUGAUCUUCGAUGAGCAAGAAGAGAUGUCAAAACGACGUAGGACUAGGAUUGACGUUGACCAUGGACGAAAACAGGUCAUCGUCAUGCUGCUACUUGUGGUGGCGCUGUUCAUGAUAUGCUGGGGUCCGCUCAUCUGGUUUGUGUUUCUGAUAGAGUUCGGGUUCUUUCCGCGGCUCCACCUCACGAGAACGUACCUAGGUAUCGCGUUCAAUCUCCUCUCUUACCUGAAUAGCUGUAUGAAUCCCAUUUGCUACGCCUUCAUAUCGCGGACUUUCAGACAGUGUUUUAAAUGGGCGUGCACGGCUAGUUGCGUUAGCAGCAUCAACGACCCCACGCGUCGACGCGGUCCAGCGCGCAAUGGGACCAUCACUACGAAGAGCACAGCGACCUCUCUGUAUCGACCGGUGUCUUUGGGACGUUUGCGGAACUCUGACGUCAUAGCGACCCCCGAGGCGAGUCCAGCUCUCAGAAGGUCAACUCCUAGAUCUAGUCCAUUGUUAGUAGGAUCUCGAUCACCAGCAAGGGAUCGGAAUUAUAUUCGAAAAUCGCCGUGUAGCAGUCCGAUGACGGUGCGUUAUUCUACCAGGCUCGGUGACAGGUGUCACGAUACAGCAACAGUUGUGUGGAACAAUAAAUGCAAAGCUAGCCCUACCGCGUUAACCAGUGAAAGUCACGUCUGA
Saccoglossus kowalevskii is the source of this 1554-nucleotide messenger RNA. RefSeq names its product QRFP-like peptide receptor. The record is from RefSeq and is a predicted model, not a curated record. Gene Ontology annotation, molecular function: G protein-coupled receptor activity. Gene Ontology annotation, biological process: G protein-coupled receptor signaling pathway. Lineage: Eukaryota; Metazoa; Hemichordata; Enteropneusta; Harrimaniidae. Gene Ontology annotation, cellular component: plasma membrane.